AUGUUGCUACUUUACGGCCCGGCUUCUCCAUACAACUGUUCUGAGACAUUGAAGCGGUUGCGAGAUGUGAAUGCUAACAAUAGCGACCACCUUAUUCAGAAUGAAAUUCGCCUCAUUGCGGAGGCUAAACAGUGGAAACUAAAGCAGAAAGAUAUAGUGCUGAUGCCGUUAGUGAGGAGUCCCUUACUGAUUGCUAACGCUCCAAUUCUCUCACAGCCUGUCAUACUUUCACCGCUGGUGUUGUCUCCUUCGAUUCUCACUCCUGCUGUGUUGGGUCCUGUGAUUUUGGGUCCUUGGGUGUUCGUCCCAGUAAUCUUAUCUCCUCGUCUAUUAUCGCCACUGAUCGUCAAUCCACUAAUCUUUUCGCCGAUUAUCCUCUCUCCUCUUGUUCUGCAUCCGCUCAUUCUUGCACCAGGGAUUUUCAACCCCCUCAUUCUCUCGCCGCUACUGCUGUCACCCUUUAUCUUGUCACCCCAGGUUUUCACACCCGUUAUACUCUCUCCGUUCGUCUUGAAUCCAUUUAUUCUGACGCCUGGUGUUGGAACUCCACUGAUUCUAUCACCAUUUGUGCUCUCUCCGAUUAUUCUAUCACCACAAGUAAUCUUUGGAGUAAUACUAUCUCCUUAUGUCUUGUCUCCAUUGGUUUUAACGAAGCUUUACAUAAGUACAGUUGUUGCGUCGCCAAGUUGGCUCAGUUAA
Messenger RNA from Cylicocyclus nassatus, 699 nucleotides. NCBI's taxonomy places the organism in Eukaryota, Metazoa, Nematoda, Chromadorea, Rhabditida, Strongylidae. The record is from the annotation of a GenBank genome assembly.